CGCAGAGGAAAUAAAUCGAAGGGGGCUCAGUCUCAUAGACAUUUAAAAGAACCCCAUUUAUCUUCCCUGACCUCCAAAAGUCAGUCAUCCACGUCGUCAUCGUGAUCCUCGUCAACUGAUUCUUGUUUCGGAUCUUGUCGCCUGCUUGAGUUGAAUUUCCCGCCGCAAUCACCAUCAAUUAUGGCCGCGCAGAGCAGAGUUUCAUCACGUGGACGGCAUCUUGCUACUAAGAUGCCUACCUUCUUUCAUGUACUCAAGGACCAAUGGAACCCCGAAUCAAACCCGCAGGGAAUCGUCAACAUUGGACUUGCGGAAAAUACACUGAUGCAGGAGGAAAUGAAAGCGUUCAUCAAUUCUCACCUAAGUGUAGAAUCGCAUGCACUGACAUAUGGUGAUGGAUUCUCGGGCUCUAUAAAACUCAAAAAAGCGCUCUGCCAUUUCUUGAAUCAUCAUUUCCGGCCCCAUACUACACUUGUUCCUUCCCACAUGGUAGUCACUGCAGGCGCGAGUAAUGCGAUCGAGUGCUGCGCAUGGUCCCUAUGUGAUCCUGAUGAUUAUGUACUUAUUGGACGUCCGUACUGGACUACCUUCAGAACCAUGCUUGGCAAUCGUGCCAGUGUGAAUGUCCUUGAAAUUCAAUUUGAAGGGCUUGACCCCUUCAGCUUAGAAGCGGUUGAAUGUUUCAAGGAAGCCUACAAACGAGCUACUGAAGAAGGAAAAAUAGUCAAGGCUAUUCUUUUAUGUUCACCAAACAAUCCUCUCGGUCGCUGCUACCCUCAAGAAGUUCUAUGCUCAUAUAUGCGGCUUUGCAAUGAUCUUGACAUACACUUGGUUUCUGACGAGCUCUACGCUCUUUCGGUUUGGGAGAAUCUUGAGCUUGAAAACCCAAUACCGUUCAAAUCAGCUCUCUGUUUUGAGGCCAAAAAUUUGAUGAAUCCCGAAAAAUUGCAUGUCAUUUGGGGUAUGAGCAAGGACUUCGGUGCAACAGGCUUGAGGAUUGGUUGUCUGAUCAGUCAGUCAAACAAGCAGUUUUUGGAUGCCUGCGAGAGUAUUUCACUUUUCAGCUUCCCAUCCAGUCUGGCAGAUAACACAGUCGCCGAACUCCUAGCAGAUGACUCUUUCACAGAACACUUUAUCUCUCUGAACCGAGCUCGCCUCUCGGACAAUUAUCGUCAUAUCACCGGACUUCUCAAGGAACGGGGGAUUCCGUAUAGCCAGUCGAACGCCGCUCUUUUUGUGUGGGUUCAUCUAGGCGCGGUGACCCGAAACCGCGCCGCCACCGAUGGUGAUAUUCUUGAAUGUUUGCAUCGAGAGAAGGUCUAUGUCACUUCCGGGUUGACUUACGCUAGCGAAGAGCCAGGAUGGUUUCGCAUUGUAAUCGCACAUCCUAAGCACGUGCUGGAAGAAGGCUUUAAGCGCAUUGUUCGAGCGAUUGCAUAGGUAUUUUCAAGGCCGAUCACGUAAAGAUUGCACCUGCGGCAGGUUCUUCGUGAGGUGGCUCGGAUUGUUGCUAUUAUUUCAUUGAGAAUUCUAUACAGGUCCAUCGGCAACCUAAUGUCAAAGGUCGCACCGCAGAAUGAAAGUAUCGG
Molecule: messenger RNA, 1589 nt
Organism: Aspergillus ruber CBS 135680
Lineage: Eukaryota; Fungi; Ascomycota; Eurotiomycetes; Eurotiales; Aspergillaceae
Product: putative aspartate aminotransferase
Exons: 7
Coding region: 181-1440 (419 amino acids)
Biological process (GO): amino acid metabolic process; biosynthetic process
Molecular function (GO): transaminase activity; pyridoxal phosphate binding
Source: RefSeq, a predicted model, not a curated record